UAAAAUGAAAUAAAUUGAUUGAUUUUGUUUCAUUUGUUUUUGUUAAAAUUAUUUGUUUUUGAUAUCUGAGUGAAAAUUAUAACUGAAACUGAUAUAUCAAUGUCCGAUAUAUCAUUAAGACGCCGUCCACGUGAUAGCUAUUUUCUACAACAAACAUUUCGUACACAUUAUCCAUUAAUGACUGUCGGUUCAUGGAUACCGAUAUUUAGAUUAUUAGCCAUAGUUUAUAUGAUAUUGGGUUUGAUUUGUUUCUAUCAAAAUAUGACUGUUACUGAAUAUAAAUUUGAAUACACUGAUUGUUUAAGUGAAUCGGCAAUUGAAUCUAAGAAAAAUAAUACGAAUAUUUUAUAUUGUAAAGAUGAAAUUGAUAAAAAUCCUGGUCAUAUUUGCCAUUGUCAAAUAUCAGUCUAUAUGAGUUCAAUACCGAAAAAUGUUUACGUCUAUUAUGGGCUAGAAUUUUACUAUCAAAAUUAUUUGCCUUAUGUUGAUUCGGUGGAUAAUUUUCAAUUAUGUGGCCUUCGAUUAACAAGAGGAGAAUGUUCAAGCAAUGAUAAUGAUACAUUGCCAACAGUUCCUUGUGGUAUGAUCGCUAACAGUAUGUUUAAUGAUACAUUUGUAUUGAAAAAAAGAAUCCUUGCUAGAGAUCAGUCUGGACAUACUAAACGAUAUCUAUUCCCAAUUUCAAUCAUACGCAAGAAUAUUAGCUGGAAAUUUCCUGAACGUUAUCGAAAUCCAACAGUACCGAAAAAUCAAACACUGAAAUAUGUAUUUCGUAACACAAAAAAACCUGCAAAUUGGCAUAAACCAAUCUAUGAGUUGGAUCUCGAUGAUCCAACUAAUAAUGGUUUUGAAAAUGAACCAUUCAUUAAUUGGAUGCAAAUAUCCCCAUUUUCAUCACUUCGUAAAGCUUAUGGAUAUAUUGAUCAUUCAGAUAAUUCAUUCACAUCGACCGGUUUACAAGAUGGUUAUUACCUACUUCAGAUCAAUUAUUCAUAUCCAGUUCAUCGUUUUAAUGGAAAAAAAUUCAUAAUCAUUUCGAAUACAUCAUUGCUUGGCGGAAAAAAUUACUUUUUGAGCUAUAUAUUUCUUAUAACAUCUAUACUCAAUUCGAUUAUUGCCAUCUUAUUCUAUUAUCUUGAUAAAAAAUAUGGCAAAGUUUCAACACAGGUUUAUGAUUAUCUCUAUUAUAAUUAUCAACAAGAUGAUCGACUUAGUGGCAAACGAUAUUCACGUCAAUGAUGGACUAUAUUUGUUGUCAAUAAUAUCUAUUCUUUUUUUUCUUUU
Dermatophagoides pteronyssinus (European house dust mite) is the source of this 1284-nucleotide messenger RNA. RefSeq names its product cell cycle control protein 50A-like. Lineage: Eukaryota; Metazoa; Arthropoda; Arachnida; Sarcoptiformes; Pyroglyphidae. Gene Ontology annotation, cellular component: Golgi apparatus; plasma membrane; endoplasmic reticulum. The record is from RefSeq and is a predicted model, not a curated record.